AUGUCCACCACUACCCUUGACACCUCUUCCCCGAGCGCCUACGGGCCCUCUGAGACAGCUCUUCUUCUUCUUGAUUGGUACACCCUCUUCGUUGAGAAGGUUGCUGGUCCAUCCGCUGAACCAGCCUUGAAGGUCGCGGUUGAGCUCCGAAACUGGGCCAAGGCUCAAAACAUCACCGUUAUUCACUGCCUUGUCGACGCAAACGGCACUCCCUUUCCGGCCUGCAAAGGCGUCGAUCGCUUUCAAGGUCUCUUGGAGAUUAUGAAGAACGUGGAACAACCCGAACCAGCUGAACUUCGGACCGAUGACAAUGACGAGCUCACCUUUUACCGGGUCCCGGGACAUAUCUCGGCGCUCAAAUCCCCAGGCUUACUUGCAUAUUUGAAGGAGAAGGGAAUCAAGUCUCUUGUCCUCACUGGCUUGAGCACUUCUGGCUGUGUUCUAAGAACUGCAGUUACAGCAACGGAUGCUGAAUUUGCAACAACGGUUAUCAGCGACGCUUGUGCUGAUGGGGAUGGGGACCUUCACCGGGUCAUCUUGGAUAAGAUCAUUCCUUCUAGGGGUCACGUGAAAAUUGCUGCAGAGUUUCGGAAGGAAUUUGAAGCAUCUCGGAAUGCUUGAGCUGUAGAAGUGAGAUUGGUACGACUUAUGACAAGUCCAGAAUCAGAGAAAUCUC
This is a messenger RNA of Fusarium redolens, 676 nucleotides long. Its product is annotated as Isochorismatase-like protein. The record is from RefSeq and is a predicted model, not a curated record. Lineage: Eukaryota; Fungi; Ascomycota; Sordariomycetes; Hypocreales; Nectriaceae. The coding region runs from base 1 to 621 and encodes 206 amino acids. The transcript has a single exon.